UAAGGAGAUUGGGCAGGUCAUCGUAGACUCUGACAGACUUCUACAGAUGUACAGUGGGAGGCAUUCUGACAGGUUGCAUCACCGCCUGUGCGGAAGCUCCAAUGCACAGCAACGCAAGAGGCUACAGAGAGGUGCGGACUCAGCCAGCUCCAUCACGGGUACAGCUCUUCCCACCAUCAAGGACAUCUACAAGAGGUGACGUCUCAGGAAGACAAUGUCCGCCAUCAGGGACCCCCACCAUCCGUGCCGUGCCCUCUUCUCGAUGCUGCCAUCAGGCCGGAGGUACAGGAGCCUGAAGACCCACAUCUCACGGUUCAACAACAGCUUCUUCCCCACUGCCAUCAGGUUGUGCAGCCUGACACUGAAGAAGCUCACUGUACUGAAAGAACUUGACAAGGAUCUGAACUCUGUGGUAAUUGGUGUUAAAAUGCAGGGUUCGAAGCGUAUCCUAAGAUCGAACGAAUAUCUUCUCCCGCCGGGGGGGCUGAUGGAGACCGAAUUAGCACUCACCUUUUCCUUGCAGUACCCCCACUUCCUGAAGAGGGAUGCAAACAAGCUCCAGAUUCUGCUGCAGAGGAGGAAGAGGUACAAGAACCGCACCAUCCUGGGCUACAAGACGUUGGCAGUGGGCUCAAUCGAUAUGGCUGAGGUGUUGCAGCAUCCCACCGACGGUGGCCAGGUACUCGGGCUCCACUCCAACAUUAAAGAUGUGUCAGUGCGGGUCGCUGAGAUCAGCAUCUACUCCCUCUCCAGCCAGCCCAUUGAUUACGAGGAUGGCAGUGUACAUGCAGGAGCCAAGACCAAACCCUCAGAUCGAUCCCCAGACAUCGAUAAUUACUCUGAAGAAGAGGACGACAGUUUUUCCUCUGAGCAGGAAGGCAGCGAUGACGCUGUGCCCAGCCAGGAUUUAUAUGAUGAAGACGAUGAACUGAGGAAAGCUAAGAAGACGCGACGAAAGAUGAUGAGGGCCACUUCGAUGACGCGGCAACCCAACUUCAAGCAGAAGUUUGUUGCCUUGCUGAAGAGAUUCAAAGUGACUGAUGAGGUGUUGGACUCAGAUCCUGUUGACCAGACCCAGGAAGCAGAGGAGGACCUUGACCUGCUCUAUGAUAGCCUGGAAGUUUACAAUCCCAGCGACAGUGGUCCUGAGAUGGAGGAUAAUGAAAGCGUUCUCAGCACACCAAAGCCCAAACUAAAGCCAUUCUUUGAAGGGAUGUCCCAUUCCAGCUCACAGACAGAGAUCAUCAGCCUCCACAGUCAGAAGAGCCAAACCCACGAGCAGCUGGGUUCAACAGAGCCCUUGCUGUCAGACAGUAAGAAUGUGACAAGCCCCAGCCAGCAGGAAGAGGCUGCUGUCGAAACUGUAUCUGUGGAGCUGGAGGACGUGGAUGUGAAGUCAGGCGAUGUGGACACGUGGGAGGCAUCAACAGAGCGACUGCUGCCACUGGGGAAGAUCACAAAGACGGAGUCACAGCUGAUCAUGUCCCCCAGUAAGUCGGACAGCAGACAGCUGCGCAGACCCCGGAGCACCUCGCUGAGGGAUCGCCAGAACUCGAGGACACAAGGUGACAGAGCCAGCAGUUUCGACAGCGAAUGCUUGUCAGACUCCAAAUUCAACAACCAGGUGCCUCGUAAGUCUGUCUACGACCAACUGAACCAGAUCCUCGUCUCAGACGAGCAUCUUCCGGAGAGCAUCAUCCUGGUGAACACCACGGACUGGCAGGGGCAGUACCUGUGUGAGCGGCUGCAGGAGAAGAGCCAGCCCAUGGUGUGUACCUGCUCCACUGCCGACAUACACGCAGCCUUCACCACCAUCGUCACCCGCAUCCAGCGGUUCUGUAACUGUAACUCCCAGAUGCCUCCCCCGGUGAAGGUAGCUGUUGCUGGAGACCAGGGCUUCCUCAGUAACAUCUUGAGGUUCUUCGUUGAGCAGUUGGCAAACAAAACUCCGGACUGGCUGAACUACAUCCGGUUCCUCAUCGUCCCUUUGGGCUCCCAUCCACUGGCCAAGUACCUGGCGUCGGUCGACAACAAGUACAACAGCUCCUUCAUGGACUCUGCCUGGAGGGACCUCUUCGGCAAGACGGAGCCACCCACCACAGAGGUGUUUGACAUCAUCGGUCGCAUCAUGCAGUACGUGUCUGGAGCCACCGUCUCCCACCAGCUCCCCAUAUCCGAAGCCAUGCUGACCUACAAACAGAAGAGCCCUGAUGAGGAUUCCUGCCAGAAAUUCAUCCCUUUUGUCGGUGUAAGUAUUUCUGGCUCCGUGAACAUAGAACAUUCCAGCACAGUACAGGCCUUUCGGCCCACCAUGUUGUGCCGACAUUUUAUCCUGCUCUAAGAUCUAUCUAAC
Pristis pectinata (smalltooth sawfish) is the source of this 2353-nucleotide messenger RNA. Its product is annotated as phosphofurin acidic cluster sorting protein 1-like. Gene Ontology annotation, biological process: protein localization to plasma membrane. The transcript is spliced from 19 exons. The coding region runs from base 215 to 2341 and encodes 708 amino acids. Lineage: Eukaryota; Metazoa; Chordata; Chondrichthyes; Rhinopristiformes; Pristidae. Gene Ontology annotation, molecular function: transmembrane transporter binding. The record is from RefSeq and is a predicted model, not a curated record.